UCCUGGGACUAGGCUUCUCCGGAAGGACCGGUUCGGCGUCGGGAGCUCGGCCCGCGUUCCAGGCCGGUGUUCCAGGCCCUUGCUCCAGGACGGGCCCGUAGCCGCGGCGACUAUCUAAGGACAGCGGAGGGUGCGGAGGGCCGCUCGCUGAGGGGCCCGGCUUCGCCGCCGAGCGAGCCGCGGGGCCGCAGGACGUGGCGGCACCUCCCCCUUGGCCCGGAGCGAAACUGCGGGAGGAGCGGCAGCGCAGGCCGGCCGAGGUGAACCGGGUCACUUAACUGCCUUCAGGUGAUGAGUCAUCUACACAAUAAUCAGAUUUGAGGUCCACAGCCCUCUGUGGUCCUGCUGCAGAACAGUUUUCAGUGAAUGACUGGUGUGUUCUGAGGUGUGCCACAGUGACUGUUUGCCCUUGAUAAGGAAAGCGAGCUCUCUUCCUCUUGGGACACCCUCAUUUCCUUUAAAGCUUUCAGGUCAUAACCUCUUUGUCCGGCAAACAUCUUUGUGCAAGAGGAAGGCUUUCACAUGAAAGUGUCUCUUGGUAACGGUGAAAUGGGCGUUUCCGCCCAUUUACAGCCUUGCAAGGCAGGAACCACACGUUUUUUUACCAGCAAUACUCACAGUUCGGUGGUAUUGCAAGGCUUUGAUCAGCUUAGGAUAGAAGGAUUGCUUUGUGAUGUGACUCUGGUACCAGGUGAUGGAGAUGAAAUCUUCCCAGUUCAUAGAGCUAUGAUGGCGUCCGCUAGUGAUUAUUUCAAAGCUAUGUUCACAGGUGGAAUGAAAGAACAAGAUUUAAUGUGCAUUAAGCUUCAUGGGGUGAACAAAGUUGGUCUGAAGAAAAUAAUUGAUUUUAUUUAUACUGCAAAACUUUCUCUUAAUAUGGACAAUCUUCAGGACACACUUGAAGCUGCCAGCUUUUUGCAAAUUUUACCUGUUUUAGACUUCUGUAAAGUGUUCCUUAUUUCAGGAGUCUCUUUAGAUAACUGUGUUGAAGUUGGACGAAUUGCUAACACCUAUAAUCUUAUUGAGGUAGAUAAAUAUGUCAAUAAUUUCAUCCUGAAGAAUUUUCCUGCAUUAUUGAGUACUGGGGAGUUUCUAAAACUCCCUUUUGAACGGCUUGCCUUUGUGCUUUCCAGCAAUAGUCUUAAGCACUGUACUGAACUAGAGCUCUUCAAGGCUGCCUGUCGCUGGCUAAGGUUGGAAGACCCUCGGAUGGAUUAUGCUGCAAAAUUAAUGAAGAAUAUUCGAUUUCCACUGAUGACACCACAGGAUCUCAUCAAUUAUGUGCAGACAGUAGAUUUCAUGAGAACAGACAACACCUGUGUGAAUUUGCUUUUGGAAGCUAGCAAUUACCAAAUGAUGCCAUAUAUGCAGCCGGUGAUGCAGUCAGAUAGAACUGCCAUUCGAUCUGACUCGACACACUUGGUUACAUUAGGAGGAGUUUUGAGGCAGCAGCUGGUUGUCAGUAAAGAAUUACGAAUGUAUGAUGAAAGGGUGCAAGAGUGGAGAUCUUUAGCCCCCAUGGAUGCUCCUCGUUACCAGCAUGGCAUUGCUGUCAUUGGAAACUUUCUUUAUGUAGUUGGUGGUCAAAGUAAUUAUGAUACAAAAGGGAAAACUGCUGUUGAUACAGUUUUCAGAUUUGAUCCUCGGUAUAAUAAGUGGAUGCAGGUUGCAUCAUUAAAUGAAAAGCGCACAUUUUUCCACUUGAGCGCUCUCAAAGGACAUUUGUAUGCGGUGGGUGGGCGAAGUGCAGCUGGUGAGCUGGCUACAGUAGAAUGUUACAAUCCAAGGAUGAAUGAGUGGAGCUAUGUUGCAAAAAUGAGUGAACCUCACUAUGGCCACGCUGGGACAGUGUAUGGGGGCUUAAUGUAUAUUUCAGGAGGAAUUACUCAUGACACUUUCCAAAAUGAGCUCAUGUGUUUUGACCCUGAUACAGACAAAUGGACACAGAAGGCUCCAAUGACUACAGUCAGAGGUCUGCAUUGCAUGUGUACAGUUGGAGACAAGCUCUAUGUCAUUGGUGGCAAUCACUUCAGAGGAACAAGUGAUUAUGAUGACGUUCUAAGCUGUGAAUACUAUUCACCAACCCUUGACCAGUGGACACCAAUUGCUGCCAUGUUAAGAGGUCAAAGUGAUGUUGGAGUUGCUGUCUUUGAAAAUAAAAUCUAUGUUGUAGGUGGAUAUUCUUGGAAUAAUCGUUGUAUGGUAGAAAUUGUCCAGAAAUAUGACCCAGAAAAGGACGAGUGGCAUAAAGUUUUUGACCUUCCAGAGUCACUUGGUGGCAUUCGAGCUUGUACUCUUACAGUUUUUCCACCUGAAGAAAACCCUGGGUCACCUUCCAGAGAAUCACCUCUUUCAGCACCUUCAGAUCAUUCUUAGGACCAAGGUGUACUCCUUUGCAGUGCAUCAUGAAUGAUCCCAUACUUCCCCUUCAGUUGUAUCUCCUUACAAUGAUUGGUACAGUUAUUAGAUAAAAAGACAAAAUAUACUCCUACAGAAAAUUUCAUUCAAAACUACAGAAACAUACUAUCGAGAAGUAAAACCAGCAUUCUAUCAGAAGCUCAACAAUUGAAAGACCUUAGGGUACCUAGCUGCCACAAAGGAAGAAGCUCAACUGUAAAUUUCAGCUUUACCUGUUCCUGGGCUUUCUUGCAGAAACUUCUCACGCGCCCCUUUCCCCUCCCAGAAGCACUCCCCAUUCCUGAGAGCCACCAUGGAGCCUCCUGCUGCUGGACGAAGACGUGUGGCAAUUUCUGGAAAUUAUCAGGGAUCAUGAACCCAACCCUUCCUUUUGUUAUAAAAGCAACUCACCCUUUCUACUCAGGAAGCUGUCUUUUUUCCGUUUUCUUUUUCUGCUCCCAUUCCCCACCCCCCCCCCCAGCCGUCUCCCUUGUGCACAAGC
Molecule: messenger RNA, 2899 nt
Organism: Hippopotamus amphibius kiboko
Lineage: Eukaryota; Metazoa; Chordata; Mammalia; Artiodactyla; Hippopotamidae
Gene: KLHL9
Product: kelch like family member 9
Exons: 3
Coding region: 523-2376 (617 amino acids)
Biological process (GO): regulation of cytokinesis; protein ubiquitination
Cellular component (GO): Cul3-RING ubiquitin ligase complex
Molecular function (GO): ubiquitin-protein transferase activity; cullin family protein binding
Source: RefSeq, a predicted model, not a curated record